Messenger RNA from Colletotrichum phormii, 1107 nucleotides. RefSeq lists its product as uncharacterized. The record is from RefSeq and is a predicted model, not a curated record. The coding region runs from base 1 to 1107 and encodes 368 amino acids. The transcript is spliced from 2 exons. Lineage: Eukaryota; Fungi; Ascomycota; Sordariomycetes; Glomerellales; Glomerellaceae.
AUGACAGAACGCAUCGUCCCCAACAUGUCCACCAACUCCGUCCCCAUAUCCGGCCUCGCCGAGCUCGAAAAGCACCUCGACGACCUCGUCGCCUCCCCAGACACACCCCUCGAACCCAAGCUCCUCGACGAUGUAGAGCUUCAACUCAAUGAAACAAACAUCCCACCCCUCCUCCCAGUCCUCCUCCCCCCCCUAAUAACAAUCCUCAAAACCUCCCCCCACGACCCAAAGCCCCUCGUCUCCCUAACAAUAAAACUCCUCUCCCCCGUCCCCUUCACCCAAACCCUCCAACUCGCAGACGAAUCCUCCCUCCUAACAGCCCUCCGCUCCCCCUCCCCGCACGCAAACCUCCUCGCCCUCGCCAUCCUCGCAAAAGCAUCCGCCUCCCCCUCCGACGCCGCAAUCCUCUCCCUCAUGCCCCGCGUCGUCGAAGAGCUCCUCCGCCGAUGGCUCUCUAGCCCACACGUCGAGGUCGGGGAGCGCGCGGGCCGCGUGUUGGGUGAUUUACUCGACGUAGACUGCGAACUCCCGCCGCCGAGUACCUUACCUAGCUCAUCUGCAACAGAACUCGUGAAGAGGAGAGCGCCGGGACAGGGAAGGAUGUGGCGCCGCAUCUUCCACGAUAAAGAACUCUUCGGCCUCGUCCUCUCCCUCGCAAAAGGCAUCGACCCUUCCCCCUCCCCGACCUCCGACCAAAACGAGGGACCCGUAACCCUCUCAGAGCGCCAACUCUCCCUAGUCCAAGGCCGCAUCCUCCGCAUCCUCCCACGCCUCGCGGCCCUGAACAUCGUCGAAGUAGGCGUCUCGCAGUUCCCGGACCUGAUGGGCUCGUCCGAGGUCGGUCUCCUGCAGCUGGCGGCGCUGCACAUGGUGGAUAAGAGCGAUACGCUGAUGCACCUGAACCUCAUUGAUUUUUUCGAGACGUUGUUGAGCGUCAUGCGCGUGGUGGAGCACUCGCAUCGGACGAUGGGUAUCUUGAAGGAUCUGGUGAAGCAGGCGACCAGGGACGAUAAUCUUUUGAAGAAUGCUCUGCGUAGUCUGCCGGAUCGGACUGUACCCGAAGAGUCGGAGUCACUCAGAAACUUCAUCAGAGACGUAUUAGCUUGA